CUCGACUUUAGUGGGAAGCGCAAGCCACGGCAUGGGGAGGACGGCCAGAACUUUACACCUCGGAGCCCUCUAUGCUAUUCUUUCUUCGUAUUUUAACUCUCCCAAGAUGUGCUUGGUGCGUGCCGGUGAAAGAGCAGCAUAGGAUUUAAGAAUGAUAAAAGGAAGAGAGGCGGGGGGGUUGUACUGAAUGCAUGUUUGCUGCAGACGGGACACGCGCGUGCCGACAGGCUAUUGCACGUGAAUGUGUCAGCUGAGGAAGUCCUCACUCUGUCUUCUCUCCCCCCCUCCCCCCCCCUUCAUGGUGGCAUCUGUGAAAAAUGUUAUGACUCCUCAUCACUGCCAGUUCAAGCUCCAUUUAUUUGUGUUGGGCAGAAAGGCAGAAAUGGGCCAGAGAAUGACCUAUAGAGAGAGAGAGAGAGAGAGAGAGUGCCAAGAAAUAAGGCGAGUGACGUUGGAUCGACGAGUGUUUUCCGCAAGUUAUAACCAAAACAUGUUGACUCAUGGAUGAGUAUAUAAGUUUGCUUCAUUAAGCAAGCAUUCCGAGUUUAGAAAAAUAUAUGUUUUUUUCUUAACUGACAGACUCUUCAUUUAUUUAGACUUCCAUCAGUUAGUUGGGUGGAACAUUGUAUUCGGGAGAUGUUUCGACUUGAAAGAUUCUUCAUUCGUUUAAGACUCUCAUCAGUUGGGUCUACGACUGGACAUUAUGUUUGGGAGAUGCUUCGACAUGGAAGACUCUCUAUUCAUUUAGGCUCCGCUCCCAUCGAUUGGGUCUUCGACUGAGCACUACGUUCGGGAGAUGUUUCGACAUGGAGGAAAACUUUUUAUUCAUUUAAAUUCCUAUCGAUUGGGUCUAUGAUCGAACAUUAUGUUUGGGAGAUGCUUCAACGUGGAAAUGAAGAUUACGCAUUGUAUUGUAUUGUCUUCGAGAGAUGUUUCGACGUGCAAGACUCUGGAUGAUGGAGAGUGUACGGCACCACUCAUCAAUUAUUGCCCCCAAAGUUGUAGCUUAGGACGGUGAGCCAAACCGGAAGAGACCAAAUCUGAAACCUGAAAUCCGACGAUGAUGCACCAACUUCAUCGUUCGUUAAUAAUUGUAGCGAUGCGAUGCGAUGCGAUGCAUCAUUUCUUGUCACAGAAAUUGAUAAAGCACGGGCGGUGAUCAGAUGGUCAUUCUGCGGAUCAAGGGAUGCCUUUCUGGGAGAGAACAUGAAAGAAACCCAAACCAGGGUGCAGAAAAGGAGAAGCCCCAGCGCCCUGGCCAAUGGGUUCGCAGGUUUGAAGGCCACCUCUUCUUGCCAUCUCUCCCUCACCCCUCUUAUUGAUUUGCAUUUGUAUUAAUUGACGUGCCCCCACUCGCUCUCUCUCUCUCUCUCUCUCUCUCUCUCUCUAUAAUAACCCCACUUAGCUCCAUCACCCUCACCCCCUCCCCACACUCCCUACACCAUCAAGAGACGAGUCAAGGAACACACACCGGUAUAACGAGAAGAUGAGUGGAAGACCUCUCACAAAGCCUGCUGCACUCAUGAAGUCCUUCAACUCCUCUUCUGAUCUCGAGGCUGGAUGCGCUCCUCCUCAUAAUUUCAUGGAAGCAGCCGGGGUGGGAUCUCCGCCGCCCAAGGCCAGGUUCUUCUGCGGCGGCCUCAACGACGACGACGAGCCGCACCACUUCUUGGACUCUUGCAACCUCUGCCGCAAGCCUCUCCCCCGCAACCACGACAUCUUCAUGUACAGAGGGGAUAUGGCGUUCUGCAGCGACGAGUGCCGGCAGGAGCAGAUCGAGAUGGACGAGGGCAAGGACAAAAACCAGAAGAUCUCCCUCAAGGCUUCCUCCAGGAAGGACUCGAACAAGGGCGGCUCCGCCACCAGCCCUCCCAAGUCCCACAAGGUCCACGUUAGGACCGGCACCGUCGUGGCCGCAGGUUGACGGCCAACUGUACCACAUAUACAACACGGGACGAAGAAUCAAACAAAGCACGGGCAAAAAGAAAUCAGUAUGUCGCAGAAGAUCUUGUGUUCGCAGUGGAGAAGUGCACGAGCAAAUGGUUUCAUCACUCCGAACAAGUCGCAUCAGGAGAUGCUGUGUUCGGAGUGGAUCCGCCGUUUUAAUGUCGAACCUCUCUCUCUCUCUCUCUCUCUCAAUCUCAAGAGGCUCUUGCUGGUUUUUGACAUAAAUGAUAUUGAUCUGAGCCUUCGAAGAAAACACUAAAUUGUGAAGGAUGAUUAAUCUGCUAUUUCUCUGUCCUCCUUGCUUCCGGGAAAGAGCAGCGAUAAUAAUGUGAU
This is a messenger RNA of Musa acuminata AAA Group (dessert banana), 2280 nucleotides long. Its product is annotated as FCS-Like Zinc finger 3-like. The transcript is spliced from 2 exons. Lineage: Eukaryota; Viridiplantae; Streptophyta; Magnoliopsida; Zingiberales; Musaceae. The record is from RefSeq and is a predicted model, not a curated record. The coding region runs from base 1487 to 1924 and encodes 145 amino acids.